GAGGUGUGGGGAGAGGGCGUCGGAUCCAGGUGUGGAGAGGGGCGGUGUGAAGGCGUAAAGAGCGGCUCCGCCCCUCUCUGGCCCAGAAAGUGGUUCCGGUGAUCCCUGGGAAUCUUGGAGUACCGGAUCUGGAUCCGUGGGGCGGGGUCCUCGGAGGGGACUCAGCGCCCCCUCUUGGGAACCGGCGGUCUCGUCGCAGGGACCGUUGUUGGAGCCUGAUUGGUUGCAGAGACAAUUCCUAAACUCCUGGGCAGCCCAAUCCCUUGGGGGAGGGGGACGGGAGGCCCCCCCCUCCAGCGCCCCCUCCCCCCCCCCCCCCCCCCGGCUUACUACUCCUGCAUCCCCUAUCAUCGCAAGGCCCCUCCCCUAGUAGCCUAUGUCCCUUGUUCGGGGUCAUGGAGACAUUUCGGCCACCACGGCGGCGCCUCUGUCUGAAGAAGGGGAAGUGACCUCUGGCCUCCAAGCUCUGGCCGUGGAGGAUACCGGAGGCCCCUCUGCUUCGGCCAAUAAAGCCGAAGAAGAGGGGGAAGGAGGCCGGGAGGAGACGGAGCAUGAGGGGUCCGGGGCUGAGGAGGUGCAGGGAGAAGCCCCCAGUGCUGACGGGGAAGAGCAGGCCAAGGGAGAAUCCGAAGACUGGUACGUGCCCUGCAGUGAUGAGGAGGUGGAGCUGCCCGCGGAUGGGCAGGCCUGGAUGCCUCCCCCCUCCGAAAUCCAGCGGCUCUAUGAACUGCUGGCUGCCCACGGUACCCUGGAGCUUCGGGCUGAGAUCCUGCCCCGCCGGCCACCGACACCUGAGGCCCAGAGUGAAGAGGAGAGAUCCGAUGAGGAGCCUGAGCCCAAAGAGGAGGAAGAGGAAAAACCACACAUGCCUACAGAAUUUGACUUUGAUGAUGAGCCAAUGACACCAAAGGACUCCCUGAUUGACCGGAGACGCACCCCAGGGAGCUCAGCCCGGAGCCAGAAACGGGAGGCUCGCCUGGACAAGGUCCUCUCAGACAUGAAGCGGCACAAAAAGCUGGAGGAACAGAUCCUUCGCACUGGCAGGGACCUCUUCAGCCUGGACUCCGAGGACCCCAGCCCCACCAGCCCCCCACUCCGGUCCUCAGGGAGUACUCUCUUCCCCCGGCAGCGGAAAUACUGACUGCUGCUCCUUCCGCCACCUUUAGGAUGCAGGGUGUACACGUCCUGGGACCUGGGCCCUCCUUCCCUGACCCAGGGCACUGGGGAAGAGGACAGAGACUCCCAAGCUCCCAACACCGCACCUUGCCAGAAGGAGGACACGUGUGUAUUUACGUUUUCUGGUGAACAUCUCUUUGGAGAACCUGGGUUGACUUUUCUGAAUCUAAAAUAAAAAACCACAAAGUUAUCUUCUCUUAGGGGCUGGGCUGCAGCAGGAGCCCAAACAGUUGUGGGGUGGCAGAAACAUAUUCAGCCAGAUUGGGAAAUGAAAGUCACGUGGGGCAGAGGUGAACUCAGCACCUGCCCCUCUGACCCUUCCCGGUCUCAUUCCAGCACUGCCAGCUGGCUCUGAGGUGGGACCUCAGCGAGAGAGCCAAGAGGCUGCAGUGCCUUCAGCUGCAGUAGAAGCCGCCCAGAGGAGGAAGAGAGAACCAGCUGCGAGGGCCCUUUAAAUGGCCAGGCCCCACCCCUGAGUGCCUGCCCUGCCGAGAAGUGAUCCCUAGGGCUGGGCCUGGGAGUUUCCCCCUCUGAGGGGUCUGGGGCAGGCAGCACUCCUUCUGGGUGUACUUCGUACAGGUCCCAAAGCCCCCAAACAGUUGGUGGGACCUUGUGUCCCUUAAGGCUUGCCUAGCCCCGUCCUGCCUUCUAAGGCCUUGCUUCUGCCGGGGCAGGUAAGACAUCUCUGAACCGGAGGAGGAAGAAGGUGGGUAGAGGCUUGGCCGUGGGAGGUUUUGCUUUCCUUGCUGGAUUUUUUUUUUUUUUUUGUCUUUUGAAGUAAACGUAGAUCAACUUGUUAUCUUGCCAACACUCCUCCACCCCCCAAAUCGAAGGCCUCUUGACUUCAGGCUCCCAUAUCAGAAGUUAGGGCAGAGGCAAGUUGGGUCCAUCCGCUCUCUCUCCUGGGUCCCUGGGUCCCUGCUGUAGGCCUCUGCCUCUUCCUCCUAAGGACUUCGGCUCUGGCCUGUCCUCUCUGAGCUUUUAGAAUGUGAUUCCCGCCCCCCACACACUGAGAUCCUUCAUCUAUGCCAAAUGUUGAGGAUUUCCCAUAGCCUCACUUAAGGCUAUGCUGACCGUGAUCCUAGCAGGCCAUUUGGGAGGUGGUUAGCAAAGCGAUCUCAAGGUAGGCUUGACUUGUAGAAGGCUUGGGGGUUGCUGAGCAAGGCUCUCUCAUUUUCUCUUUUGUGGGGGGGGGGGGGGGGGAAGGGUGGGGGCUGAAAUCAAGAAACAGGAAACUCAUUUGGACCCGCCAGCCUGUGAUUAUGGGGAUCUUAGAGCUGGCUCUCAGGAGUGAAGUAUGGGGGUGGGGGAUGGUAACUGAGGCAGAUGUCCCCUGUGUUGUCUGUUUCCCGCCUGGGUGGUCCCCUGGGUUGUGAGGGGGGGAAAGCUGGCUGUUACAUGGGGUGCAGUCAGGGGGCUCCCUAGAAACUUCUGCCUGUUUCUGCCCUUGGCAAACAGGGCACCCAGCCUGACCCAGGGUGAAGCUUUCUGGGUGAGGCAGCUCUCUGGAGCAGCCACCCUGAGUGGAUGGCCCAGGGACAGCCUGAGGGCUGCAAGGUGACUCUGGCCUCCUUGUUGGAUGGAGGAGUUCCCAACCCCCCUCCCCUUGCAGAAAUUGCUCGGCUGUGAAGUGCCAUUGACCCUGUCUCCCAGAGAAUAAUCUGCCCCACCCGGGUCCUAAGUUCUUGUUCUCUGCUUCCUGGUUUGGGAGCUCUGCAGCAGCGAUCCCAGGCUGAGUUCUGGCUCUGUCCUUUGAUCAUUGCGUGAUCCUGAGUGAUGUUGCUAACUAAUCUAGGUUCUUGUGAGGAUUAAAUGAAUGAAUUAAAGGUCCUUAACACAA
This is a messenger RNA of Lynx canadensis (Canada lynx), 3016 nucleotides long. It is a transcript of the gene PAGR1, whose product is annotated as PAXIP1 associated glutamate rich protein 1. The record is from RefSeq and is a predicted model, not a curated record. The transcript is spliced from 3 exons. Bases 377 to 1141 code for a protein of 254 amino acids. NCBI's taxonomy places the organism in Eukaryota, Metazoa, Chordata, Mammalia, Carnivora, Felidae.